This is a messenger RNA of Amorphotheca resinae ATCC 22711, 690 nucleotides long. RefSeq lists its product as hypothetical. The record is from RefSeq and is a predicted model, not a curated record. NCBI's taxonomy places the organism in Eukaryota, Fungi, Ascomycota, Leotiomycetes, Helotiales, Amorphothecaceae. The coding region runs from base 1 to 690 and encodes 229 amino acids. The transcript is spliced from 2 exons. Gene Ontology annotation, molecular function: acyltransferase activity, transferring groups other than amino-acyl groups.
AUGGCUCGUGAGGACUUCGUUCUCGCGCCCUGCCUUCCUGAGGACAUCGACCAGAUGAUCGAUGUCUACCUGAAUGCCUUCAAGGAUGACUACUUCGGCUCCUUCACCUUCCCUCGAUCCAACAUCCCAGAAGACGAGAUGUAUCAGUGGCUCCGCAACCGCUUUCUUAAAACCCUGCGCACGCCUGAAUAUCGCUGCUUCAAGGUCACGGAGGUGAGCACCGGCAGGAUAGGUGCGUGGGUGCGAUGGCAAUACCCUCACACCCUUAGCGAGGAGCAGAAGGCCGAGAAAAAGCGUGAAAAGGAGAGGGAGGAGAGAGAGAAGGCUGAGGGGAAGUUACAAAAAUGGCCUCGGGGUGCGAAUCUGGAGGUUUGCGAUAUCAAAUUUGGGUGGUUGGACCGCAUGAGGGAGAAGAAUGUGGACGUCGAAAACAUGUACGUGAUAUUAUUAUUGAUGACAGACCCAGCAUAUCAAAGGAAGGGUCUGGCUAACAUGCUAUUGAAACAUGGGCUCGCACUCGCAGAUGCCGAGGGUCGGAAAGCUUAUAUUGAAGCAACACCGGCCGGACAUCCUGUCUAUAAGAAGCUGGGCUUCCAGGAUAUUGAUGUCCUGAGUGUGGACUUAUCAAAAUGGGGCGGGACGAAGCCAGGGACGAAUACCAUUAUGCUUCGAGAUCCGCAGCCGGUCUGA